This is a messenger RNA of Venustampulla echinocandica, 795 nucleotides long. RefSeq lists its product as uncharacterized. The record is from RefSeq and is a predicted model, not a curated record. Gene Ontology annotation, cellular component: BLOC-1 complex. Lineage: Eukaryota; Fungi; Ascomycota; Leotiomycetes; Helotiales; Pleuroascaceae. Bases 1 to 795 code for a protein of 264 amino acids. Gene Ontology annotation, biological process: endosomal transport. The transcript has a single exon.
AUGUCUACUACAGCCUCCACAUCCGCUGCCUCGGGGCCUUCCCACUCCCACUCGCUCUCUCAGUCGAACUCGCAGUCCCUCUCUCACACCUCGACCAUGCCAUCCUCGCCCUCGCCCGAGUCAGCGCGUCAAAUCGCUGAAGCACGCGCCGUCCUCGAAGCCUCAAUGUCCAACAUCGGCGCCUCUCUUGACACCUCCCUCCGUAGCCGCGCCACCACCCUCCACGCUAACUCCGCACAGCUAGAAAAGCAACAGAAGGAUGUCGUUAAGGAGACGGCGAAGCUGCGGAAGGAAACGGAUAAGCUGAAGAAGGCUGCAGAUGAGGGGGCGAGGAAGGUGAAAGAGUUGGGGAAUGUGCAGAACUGGGCGGAGAUGCUUGAAAGGGACUUUCUAGUGCUGGAGGAGACGCUGAGGUUGGCUGAGCAGGGAAGUGACAGCGAUAGUUGGGAAAGUGACAGUGGGAGCGAGGGGAGUGGGAGGAGUAGUCGGCGAGGGAGUGUUGAUGGAGACGGCAAGCGGGAAUCGGAGGGAGAAGUAGUUGCGCAAAAGGGCGCAAUAGUCCCGAGGGCUGUGGAUGCCGAGGGUGAUGUUGCUAUGGAUGGCGUCGCAGAGCAGAAUGUGCAGGAUAAAAGGAAAGCCAGGAUGGAAGUUGAUGCGAGUCCGAUUACUGUGCAUGAACAGACUGCGGAGCCUCAACCUGAAGUUGUUGGAGGCUCAUCGACUGCCACACUUGAUUCUUCUGAGACGGAACCUUCGUUGAGCUCCGUUCAUACAACACUCUCUGUGGCCAGUUGA